This is a messenger RNA of Aspergillus novofumigatus IBT 16806, 1021 nucleotides long. RefSeq names its product sterol desaturase family protein. The record is from RefSeq and is a predicted model, not a curated record. NCBI's taxonomy places the organism in Eukaryota, Fungi, Ascomycota, Eurotiomycetes, Eurotiales, Aspergillaceae. Gene Ontology annotation, molecular function: C-4 methylsterol oxidase activity; iron ion binding. Gene Ontology annotation, biological process: ergosterol biosynthetic process. The transcript has 3 exons. Bases 145 to 687 code for a protein of 180 amino acids.
UUCAUCGACACUUUGGGCUUGUUUAAGAAUUAUAAAAUCCAGAAUAAUAAAAUUCCUUCACUUAGGGAGCAAUGGGAUUGCGCCAAGUUUGUCCUUCUUAGCCACUUCACUGUGGAACUUCCGCAGAUUUGGCUUUUCCACCCCAUGGCUCAGUUCUUCGGUCUGUCUACGUCGGUUCCUUUUCCCUCUGUUUGGAGCAUGAUGUACCAGAUCGCCAUUUUCUUUGUUCUUGAGGAUACAUGGCAUUAUUUCUCUCAUCGUGCCCUCCAUUGGGGCCCUUUGUACAAGGCUAUCCAUAAAAUCCACCACCAGUAUUCGGCACCCUUCGGUAUGGCCGCCGAAUAUGCGUCGCCUAUUGAGGUUAUGAUUCUUGGGUUUGGGACCGUUGGAUGCCCCAUUCUUUGGUGUGCAUUGACUGGCGACCUUCAUAUCUUUACGAUGUAUGUCUGGAUUGUCCUACGACUCUUCCAGGCGAUUGAUGCGCACAGCGGCUAUGAGUUCCCUUGGAGUCUCCAUCAUUUCUUACCUUUUUGGGCUGGAGCUGAUCACCAUGAUCUUCACCAUGAGAAAUUUGUCGGCAACUAUUCGAGUAGCUUCCGGUGGUGGGAUUAUCUUCUCGACACUGAAUACACACCUGAAGCUCUUAAGCGCCGAAGGGAGGGCAAGAUUACAAAAAAGGCUCAGUGAGCACUGCUGUCAUUAAACCAUGACAGCCUUUACCUGUCCUGCUUGGGACGCAUGCCAACUGCUUUAUGGUCCUUGUGUUAUAGGUACCAGUUUGAGAGGGAAUCAUCAUUUAACCCUCUUUUGAUAUUAUUAUUAUAAUAUGUGUGAUGACUGUGGUUGCUAGGUUCAUGAACUAACUUAUUUAACCUAGCAGUCAUCCGAUCUCAUUCAUUAUUUUUGGUGUUCUGAUUAUAAUUGAGUGUUCUAUUUUUAAUUGUCUUCUUUUAAUGUAUAUAUAUAUCAAUGAGUUAAUAUGAUAUAGAUAGGGAAUAAACAUAGGGUCCUAAUAUAGACA